CUACAAACCCUUUUGUUUUCAAUACCCAUCUCAUGAUGUGUCAUUUGAUCUUCGCGGAUCGCGACCUUCCAAACCUUUUUGGACCUCAAAUCCCACCUACUUCGCGCGCCCCGAGCUUCCGACCUUCGCGCCCGCGGCAGUCGAACAGCUCCGGGGAACCCCCCGCCGGGGAACCGGUUUGGCGCGAUGGAUCGCUUCGACACGUCCAAGGAUCCGCGCUUCAAGCGGGCGCCGCGGCAUGUGCGGCGCGUGCAGGUGGAUGGGCGCUUCGCGCGGAUGUUCAAGGAUCAGCAGUUCGUAGAGACCCCUCGGGUGGACGCGCGCGGGGAACGCCUUCGGCGGAACGCGGGGAAGCAGAAGCUGAGGGAGUUCUACGAGCUAGCGGGAGUAGAAGGUGCGGAGAAGAUUGAAGAUGAGGCAGAGGAGGUCGAUGAAGCAGAGCAUGAAGAUGCGGAUCAAAUGGAAGACUUGGAGGAGUCAGAGGAGGAGGAUGAGGAGGAGGAUGAGGUCCACGAUGAGGCGGUUCCAGAGGAAAUCCCACAGGGUGAUGCGACCUCCCGACUGGCUGUGAUGGGCUGUGAUUGGGAUCACGUCUCAGCGGGAGACUUGAUGGUGAUGUUCCGCACCUAUCUGGCCAAUGCCAGAUCCAAGAGCCAAGCUGGAAGUGUUGAAAAGAUUAGCGUUUAUCCUUCGGAUUACGGCUUGCAGCAGCUCGAAAGAGAGGCCAAAGAAGGGCCAACCCUUGAUGCACGUGGCCAGCGUGGACUUGAAGAAAAUGAAGAAGCGCAACAAGAAGCCUUAAGACGAUACCAAAUGAACCGGACCAAAUACUCUUGGGCCUUGGUGGAAUGUGAUUCAGUGUCCACUGCGGCGUGGCUUUACGACCAGAUGGACGGCCUUGAGGCUGAUGGCGUGUGCCCCUCCUCACUGGACCUGCGCUUCGUGCCGGCCGACGUGGCGCCGCCCCACGCGCCCAGCAGCGUGGCCACAGAGCUGCCGAGCAAGUUCGCCGGGCCGGGGAUGUUGCGCUCGGCAUCGAGGCACACGAAGGUCAAGUGCACCUGGGAUGAAGCCCCGGUCCAGCGGCGGAAGGAUUUGAUGAAGAAGAGGUUUACACCGCAAGAGAUGGCGGAAAUGGACUUGCAAGCGUACCUGGCUUCCAGCUCGGAUGAGGAGAAGGAGGGAGCAGGAGAUUUGAAAGCUUUGGUGGCGGGCAGUGACUCUGAAAGCCUUCACCCUAGUGAGGAUAGUGACAUGGAAGGACUCAAGAAAAGCAAGAACGAAGGUGAUAUGGAGGCCACCUUCAGUGUGAAAGCAAGUGCGCUGGAAGACAAGCUGGCCGAGCGAGCCAAGCAGGAGGGUCAUGGAGUCCAUACUUUGCAGCAGCAACCUCAGAGUGCUUGGGAGAAGUACCUUGAAAAGAAAAAGCAGAAAAAGAGGGAGCGGAAGCAGCAGGCAAGGGAAGAUAGGGAGAAGCUCAAAAAGAUGAAGAACGACGAUGCGACACUUCCGCCAGAAGAGACCGAAGAUCUGGAUUUACUGAUGGAUGACCAGAAAGCUGAGCGUGGCUUCAAUUUCCGGGGCCCACAGAGAAAAGCUCAUGAUCAAGGCCCAAAUCCAGAUGAUUUGGAUCAUUUCAAGAUGAAUGUCAAUGAUCGACGCAUCUCCAAGGUCUUCAACCACGCCGACUUCGAGAUUGAUCCGACGAAUCCGGAGUUCCGGAAGUCGGAGGGUAUGCUUGAGGUGCUGAAGGAGAAACGGAAGCGGAAAGCCAGGCCCAGUCCAGCCGCAGCCAGUGCUGUAGCGAAAGCUGAGCCCAAGACCGAGGCGCACAUCGCCACUGCGGUAACAUCAUCAACUGCCGGCCCUGCCGGCCUACGGAUCUUCGCAUCUCAAAAGAGAUCGAAGACCACGCGGAGCGCCAGUCCUGGCGGUCGCGGCUCCGCGCCAGAACCCAUGUCGAGGAAGCGCAAGAAGAAAGCAGCAAAGUGAAAAAGCAUGAGGUUUGUGGAGUCUUGGCUUGUAUGCCGAAAGAUGCUAAAAGUUUGAUAUGUACAGAUCAGUACAGAUCCUCCAUACUUGUGUCCUUAUUCAACCAGGAUCUUGAUCUGAGCAUCAAACAUGGCCAGUCCUCUCAUUCCCUCUUUAGUUCUUUAGCCUUUGGCUCAACAGUCUGAGAUUUAC
Messenger RNA from Durusdinium trenchii, 2184 nucleotides. The record is from the annotation of a GenBank genome assembly. NCBI's taxonomy places the organism in Eukaryota, Dinophyceae, Suessiales, Symbiodiniaceae.